UCUCUCAAAAAGUGCGCCCUCCGUGCUGGAAACUCCAAGAAGAAGCUGGCUUUUGGCUGUGGAAUUUCUCUGUGGAUGUAGAGGACUGCUGUCAGAAGGAUAUUCAAGCUUCCCGCUACGGCCCGGAGUAAAUUCUAUGAUGUUCAACUAUAUGUGUCACUGUGACCAAAUCGUUGUGACCCGGCUAUAGCCAGCGCUCUCUCGCCUCUUCCCAGACUAUAUGUGUGUGUGUAUACGCUUUAUGCCACCGAGAUAAGGGUAUGACGAGGAAUUCUGACAGAUUCUAAUGCGUUGAGAAUUUUACCAGUAAUCAGUUUUACUGCGGAGUUUUGACAAUGGAAAGCCGGGACAGCAACUGGACUCUCCGUAUUUCGUGGGCUGUCAAAUUAGGACUAUGUUUUAAUGUGCUGCCGUGAACUCUUUGACAUAGUUUCAUGCAUUGGUUGUGAUCUUGUGGGCUACUGUUGGUCAUCAUCGUUACUACUCCACGUUUACUCUCUGCGCCCCAGUACGGUGUGACUACACCAUAGCGCGGACCUAUAUGAGAGCUAGAGCUGACCAGCGGUUAACUGACUGGCCGGACGCCGGCCGCUGAACUAGGUCGUUUCAGGUCACGGGCAGUGGCCUCAAACCCACGACCUCACACGCCAACUUCCAGGCUUUUCAGGCGUCAAAUGUAUCAUUAAAACAGAGCAGUGGGUUGCAAUAUUAAAACUGUGUAUACGUGCUAGUUGUAUAUACGGGUAUAGUUCGUCAAGUUCGAUGUGGAACCGCUGCAUUGGGCUACUUUCUAUGACAAAAGCUUCACACACUCUAUAUGUAAUAGCGCCGUGCGCUUCGCCGGCCAAUGCAGCCCUGAAGCUUGAAGGCCACCGCAACGGGCGGAGAAGUUAUAAAAGCAUGUGAUCCCUUUUUAAAUGCAGUGCAGUUAAUUUUUUUUUCUACCGAGGAACCUGUACUAAAGAUAAAAGAAGAAACGGAUCUCACACUGGAACUUGACAGGGCGAACCUGACGGAUUAUGAAGUGUGAUAAUUUUACUGCUGUGGAUUUACUUAUAACAAGGUGAAGUAUCACUGCUGACACGCAUAGGCGUAUAUACGCAGGUGUAUUUCUCUAUGGGAUUCCCUUUAUCCUAGAAACAAAGACAGAGAAAGAUAAAAAGGCAGUUUUCCCAACCGUACAGAUGUGACCUUCACUUUCAUGAUCAUGCCACCUCCAAAAAAACCGAAAAAGGGGCCAACGACAGCUGAUCAGUUCCUGACAGAAGAUGAGUUGAACAAGUUGCACAGUCAGCGGCUUCUGUCCACGGACUCCGAGUCCUCGGAUCAGCUCUCCAGGAGGAACAGCAGUCCGUUGUUGUCAGAUGACCAGCUUCUCGAGACAGCAAACCAAGGUCAGUCAAGGUCAAAUGAGGACUCAAAGGUGUUCAGCCAUGUGUUGUCGGCAGACAACAAAGAUGACCUUCCUAUGAACUUGUCCUCCAGUGAUAAUCAUACAAACUGGAAGUCUGAGGAUAAACGUGUCGAUAUUUCACAUGGCACAAAUUCCAGUCGCUUCACUCCGCAUCAAAACCAAGAGACGUUUUCUACCUCCAAUUACGUUCAGCCGUCAAACCACAGUUUUGGUCUGGCAGUGCCAAAGACGGAACCAGGCCUGGGAUAUUCUGAACCUGAGCCUCCUGUCCUUCAGCGAAUGACCGACACGGCCUCACCCACGGUCUUUCCGCCCAAUCGCUACUCCUCGCCGUCACACGGCACCACGGCCAGCCCGACCCUCCCUCACAGAAUACAGGCACCGCCGGUGCUGCUACAGCGGCACCAGUCCCCCAUGCUGACCCUCAUGAUGGCUGGGCCUUCUUCACAUGCAAUAUGGCAGUCUCCCGUGGGGGUCCACGACAGUGUGUCCCCUCACUCCCCACACUUCCCUCCUCUACAAGUACCUCUUGCCUCUUUAGACAAUGUCCUGGCCCACACAUCAUCUCAACCUCAUGACUUCUCAAAGAAGAGCAUCGGCCGAUCUGACGGGACCUCGCGCAAACGUAAGCCGCGUUACUCACUGUUGUCCGCGGCUUUGUCUGGCUCUGUCACGUCCACAUCGACCGUGCACCAUAAUGUGACCGUAUCUACCUCGGCCUCGGAAAGCCGUGCCCAGCCCACACAGCCCGACCAGAAGCGGGCUAUGGACAUACUGCGGACCUCAGCACCUCCAGGCACUGCCUUCAUGGGCAUCUCCCCCGCAGACACUCAGUCGACCUCAGCCGACCUCCAGCGGACCUCAGCAGACGUUCACCAGACCUCAGCGGAACCUUGCGACACAGAUGGAGCCCGGACCUCAUUGGUGAGCACGGCAGUCGACAUGUCUGAUACCUCAACGUCGGGAGUCUUGCGGACGAUGCAAUCAGGCAACAACCUCUACAGGACAGUGUCGAACUCUUCCCAAGGGAGCUUGGACUCAAACUCACAGAGGAAUGGUGUGGGCAACCAGGGCAGGAUGCUCAUACCUAAUGUAUCCUCAGUGCCAAACUCACAGACCACAAACACUAAGCUGUCACAUAGGCCCUCAAGUGCUAGAUUAAUUAUGGGGGGUCUUGUGGCAGCUGUCAAUGCACCCCCAGGAGCACUUAUUUCUGGGUUAACUCCCCUGACACCAGACUCUCCUGUGUUUGUUGCGCCGGGAAUGUCAACUGAUAGUGCAGGGACACUUCAUACAGAUGUGACUGUUGCCUCCAAAUCGCGACUUUCUUCUCAUACCUCCAUGACGUCAUCUCAUGACACCUUGACAUCGCCCUCACAUUCAUUCCCUGGAGAGAACAGCAGGGAUGGUGGUGUAAGUGAGGCUAGCAGACGAGACAGCAGCCAAGACGCAGACGAGGACUUAGGUGUUAGCCCGAUGCAGUCCCCCAUCUCCUCCACAUCCAUGAGUGCCAUAGGGCCUGCACCUGCCUCGUUGCCCCCAGUAUGCUCCUCCUCUUGUCUCCUCCCCGAGGAGCGCUCCAUCAUGAACGGCUCCUCCUCCAGCAUUGAGACCGACUCAGGAUCGGGCAUCAUGGGAAUGGAGUCCAACUUCGGAGACCCAUCAAAGGUGGUGUGCAAGCAAGAGGAACAACUACCAGGGAGCAGUACAUCAAACAGCGUGUCCCGACAGUGUCAGGUGUGUAACGAUGGGGCCUCGGGGUUCCACUAUGGGGUCUGGUCCUGUGAGGGGUGCAAGGCCUUUUUCAAGAGGAGUAUACAGGGCCCUGUUGAUUACAUAUGCCCUGCGACUAACAACUGUACUAUAGACAAACACAGGAGAAAGAGCUGCCAGGCUUGCCGACUUAGGAAGUGCUAUGAAGUAGGAAUGACAAAAGGCACGAGCCAACGGAAAGAGAGACGAAGUAGCAGUACAAGUAGUGCUAACACACCUGUCAGUCGUCCCCGGAAAAGACAAAGGACUGACAGCACGGCAUUGACAAAUGGCACCAAGGCUAAGCGAUUGGGGCACAUGGCAGUGAUUGUGCUGGAUGCCCUAAUCCAGGCCGACACACCAAUCCUGGAGAGCUUACAUGAUCACAGUCUUCCCCCGUCAAAAACUCAUCUCCUCUCAUCCCUUCUCAAGCUUGUUGACCGCGAACUUGUCUAUCUCAUUAACUGGGCAAAACAUGUUCAAGGGUACACAGAUUUGGUGCUAUGUGACCAAGUACACCUGAUUGAAUGCUGCUGGAUGGAACUGCUUUUGCUAAGCUGCGCAUUCCGUUCUGUCGAGUACCAAGGGAAACAACUGGUGUUCGCAUCUGAUCUUGUUCUGGACAGACAAAUCUGGUAUGUGCUGGACAUGGUGGAUGUGCUCGAACAAGUGGCAGCAAUCUCGGCUCAGAUGGCAUUUUACGGGGUGCAUAAGGAGGAACUUUUAUUACUAAAAGCCUUAUCCUUGACAAACGCUGAGGUGCGCCAGUUGAGUAAUCCCGGCCUGCUGUCAAACAUGAGGAGUAACCUAAUUGAUGCUCUCACAGCUACUGCCCAAAAACACCACCCCCAGAACUGGGGCUAUGUUCCGUCCCUGAUGCUACUGCUAGCCCACAUUCGCCAGGCAAGCUUACAAACGAUUGGUCACCUUCAGAAACUGAAAAAUGAAGGUGUAGUGCCAUUCUGUGACUUACUCAAGGAAAUGCUAGAAGCUCAAAGCCUUCCUUCUGAGGAAAAGUCUGCCCUGAGUCAAUGUGGUUAAUGUAUUUGCGUGGUCAUCAAGGUGGUCAUGAUGAAGUCAUUCACAGUUGCCGGGGAGCAGGUCAAAGAUGGCCACAGGCUCCCUUGGCCCGGGAGGAUCCCAUGUUCACACCUUAUUAGGUAGCAUAUUACAUAGUGCUAUGGAGAGUACCUUAUAAAGGUAUAUACAGAUAUUGUUACCUGAGCUGGGUGGAUCGCAAACCCACGUCAUAUACCACAAGCAUAUGUACGCUCUGUGUCACCGACGCAGGAAACUGGUAGCUGUAAACAAAUGCCAGAUUUCCUCUGUGUAUGUUGUAAAAUUGGUCAUCAUGCACUGUGUUCGUUCCAGUCAGCAGCAUCUAUUGGCGUUUUUAUCGGCAUUGACAAAGGCAUGCAGUCAUGUGGUAUUAGCGAAGCAUAUGUGUGGAGUCGUGUUGCAUAUAUUUAGGCAUGGCAGUGGCUCAUCAGCAUUUAUCUCCCUUCUUAAGGGAGGUCUCCUGGAGAGAAAGGGAGGAAAAUAACUUUAUAUUGUUUCACCUGCCAUGAGAUGGCAUUAAACUAAAGAUGCAUUAGGUCGGUACCAGCUUAUUGGUAUGGGGCCCCAAAAUGGUACUUGCUGGGGUAUUAGGUCCUCAGCAUAUAGGACACAUCUCUUGUUGUUGUUGUUGUUUAUAUGUUAUAUGUGUAUAAGGUUUCAUAUAGCUUUUUAGAGGAGGGGAGCUUGUCACCAUUAUGCAAGCACUUCCACGAAAACCGUGUGUUUAAGAACGUGCAUCACAUACUUACAGUGCUGUAGAUCAUGCGUCGGUAGUUGUGCUGAGGUCAUGUGACUUUUAUGUACUGUUCUGCACCACAUUUAAUUUUAGAAGUUAUUUGACACAAUAAAAUAUUUGCCAAUCAUCCUUUCAUUUAAUGCACAACUUUAAUGCUGGCUGUUUCGGUACAUUGUGUGUUAGCCCAAAUAAUGAAGCCAUGCAUUCAUAGUUUUUUUUUUUCAAAUACACAGAGUCCAUCUAAAAAAUUAUGUCAACAGCCGGUUAGGUGGCCUGGGCUAUUCAUUCGUGUUUUUAUUCGGGGUAAAAUAGAUGUAAAAUGUUUUCAGUAUCAAAUUUCUAGCUUUAUGAUCUACUCCAGGCAGUGUAUUUUCUUACGUGUGCAGUUUUCAUUUUUUUCAUUUUUCCCUGAAAAACACUGUUUUACCCUGAUGUGUUUUACCUAAAAAUCUUUUGAAAUAACAUUCUUUUUACACUGGAACCAUGUUUGUGAAGUUUUACAUCAAUAGUGCUCUUAAAUCUCUUUCAUUUCAAACAAAUGUUAGAUGUAUGAACUUUAUGCUUUUUCCCCCUGGUCUUUAAUGUAUGUACAUCAAAUGCUAUGGAGAAGAAAUCCUGAAAAAAAAAACCCAAAUAUCGCUGGAAACAAUGAUAGCUAGUAGAUUGUCAGUUUCAAGGGAGUUAGUUUUUUUUUAGGAACAGGAUUUCAGAAACACUGUCUGGAAUAAGAAUGGGUAAUGUGCUCCUAAGUGAGUUGAAAUGAAGUUAAUAAUAAACAUACAACGAAAAAAAAAAAAAAAACGUGCAAAAUACAAACAAGAUUGUAAACCAGCUCAUGUGGAAUACAUACAUCUAACAGUGCUUUCAAGUGUUUUACAACACCCAGUUGUCAGUAAUCUUACCUUCAAGGGAAGUAACUGUGGAAGCUGAUGGUGGUGGUCAUUCGCUUUGGAGUGCCUCCCAGGUAUAUAAGUGCACUGUUUUACACAAGACAUAAUAAGUUCUGUAAGGAUAAUGUUUUAUCUGGGCCCAUUUGCACAAAGAAAUUCUGGGGUAAGUUGAUUGUAAUUACCAUGGUAACGUGUCUUUAUCGUGUUGCCCAAAGUGCAAAGUUACAGCCAACUUAACCCACUUGGCUUUGUGGAAUAGCGACCUGCUUUGAUUUUUCUGUUACCAAAACUAUGAUUUGUUAUUUUUGUUUUGUUCUUGAUUAUUUCUUUUUUAUAUUUGGGAAUAGAUUUAUGCUACAUAGAAAUUGGUGCCUUUUUUUUUUUAAAUUACCUACGUGUUAAAAAGAUAUUGGCCUAACUGUUGUUUUUGUUGUUGUUGUCCCAUGUCUAUAAUUCCACCUUUGAGUUUGCCUGAAUUGAUGAAGAUGCAUCUUUCCAUUCACUACAACAGUACUAUAUAAAAGGCCUUUCUAUGCAAAGACUGGCUUGAAUUUUUUUACGCAAAAUGCCGCAUUUUCGCCUACAUUGUUAUUCUUGUUGUUGGACAGUUGUCCAAGCAUGGUGGCACUAAUUAAUAAAAAUUCACUCAUAUUAAAAUUUUUUCUCAACUGCAUUCAUCAUUGAAAUCAUCAUCCAUGUGGAUUUCACGCACCUGGCACUAGGUAGGUGGCACUAUAGUGCUUACUAAACCAUUUGGUUCAUAUCAGAUUACGUGAUCAUGUAGUGGUACAUGAAGGACAACAUGCCUGUGCUAGUAUUUCAGCAGUGCUUUAAGAUCCAGAUGAUUAAAAGGAUGUUAGUUUUGCUUGUCUUCUCAUCUGCUAGUAAUAAUAUUCCUGAAUUAAAUGCCGAAAAUUUGAAUUUAUCUGUUAUGGCUCAAAGCCUGUAAUAAGGUUCACCAUAGUGGUUUUGAUAUUUCAAGUCUUUAUUCAUGUAUCUCAGACCAUGUUAGUUUUUUGACUGAACAAAUGUUCAUGCAUCUAAUUAAAAUUUAUGUUUCCUGAUACCAGACUUGGGUUUGUCAAAAAACAUCAUAUGCAGAGGGUAGAAAUUAAAAGAAUUUAAAACGGUUAUGUUAAGUGAUGAUUUGUAGAGAAGUCAGAGCUUUGUUGAUAUUACCAUUUCUUUUGCUUCCUUACUACGUAAUGUCUCUGAAUGUAUUUUUUUCACCAAGAGAAUUGUGAUUUGUUCAAAACAAGAAAACAAUGAGACGCCUCAUAUGCAUGUAUUCUUAAGCUCAAUAUGCAUCUCUCAGGAAACUUGGCUUAAAAUGAAAUUUUAGGCUGAUUUAUCAAGUUAUUGCAAAGGUAAUGGAAAGACUGCUUAUCUUCUCUUUGAAAUGGUUUUUUUGUGGGAAGAUACGAAUUGAUGACAAUUGAAAUCUGAAGCCGAUAAAAAAUUUCUAGAAUGAUUAACUAGAAGCUUAUUAAGAACUCUCAUUUUAUUUGUGUUUACAUUUAAAGAGAAAUUUCUGGAUUAAAUUACAGGAAAAUUCAUCUAAAAAGUAUUGUUUUUUUGACUAAUUGUUAGAUACUAAGUGCAGUACCCUUCCGGUACCCUCCCCCUAACCCUUUUCAAAAAAGUGCUCCUUGUAUCUCACUUUUUACCUGCUACCGAUACCUGUACUUGAUCAUUCCUCUGACAGAUGAGGCGUCAUUAUGCAUAAUAGCUUUUUGUUCAGAAUUGAGCCAUUUAUUCACUAUUCUGGAAUAAGCAAUGCUUUUGUGAUAGGAAUCGGAGUGGAAGAUAUUGGUAACAAUGCGCUUAUAUUCAGCAAGUCGUGCAGAUAUUGUUUUAUACAUUUUUGAAAUGAUUGUAAAAGACCCAAAUUUGAUCUCCCAUGGUGCUUUAAUUGAUCCAGUGUCAGAUCAAAUCUAUUCAUCUGAUCACACAUGUAGUCCUUCUAUAUCAGUGUUUCUCACAGAUUCAUGGAUUGUCACCAUACCAACUUGCUAGCUUUAUAUUGUGUAUUUCUGUACCUUAAUAAACUCAUCUCCUCGUAUCAGUUUUUAAAACCUCUCUAUGUAUUUAAAUCAGAGUUAUUUAUGAAACUUCAUUUUCUUGGCUGGCCAAAUUUGCAAGAGUUAAAUAUUCGUUUUUAGAAUAGUAAACAUGUAAAAAAAAAUUACUACCUUUAUAAUAAAAGAAUGUGUAAAGAGAAUAAUAUUUUAGUACCCUUUGACUGCAUCCGCAGUAAAGGCCGAGGUUUCCAUUGCGUCAGUGUCUGCCCAAUUUGAUAUAUACUUACCCAGAUUACUAAAAACAUGAAUCCAACUAUGUUGGUUAAAUCUGUGUGCAAUCCCACGAUGAAGAUAUAUUAUAUUCUGAUUGGAGUUAGGGGUAAGCUAUGAUUUACAUCCUACAAUGAUUCUUUUUCUGGUAGUCUAAUUUCUCUUUCUCUGGUAUUCAUGAUGUGUUUUGCAGCAGAUCAGUGUUAUUUUGAAAUGUUCCCUUGAUUAUAUGCGUUGUAAUAAAAUAGUCUGAUAUUAUUUUGACUGCUGAACAAAGGCUUAGACAAUGCUGAACUAAAUUCAGCACAUUUCAACACAUUGUCACUGUAAUACGCAUCACGAUAAACUACAUUUUGUGGUAGUGUCUACUUUUCAUGCACAGACUCAAAGCUCAUGCAGGAAGUCAAGUGAUGUAAUGUGGUUAAUUUUACUAAUUGUUUGCCAAAUUUUCAUGUUUAUAACCAGCUAUGGAAGUUAUUCUGUGAGUGACUUUACCAUUAUUCUAGUGCAUUUAACUCAAACUCUGUUGUCUGUGACAUUUGUUUCUGCAAAACUUGGGCACCCUUAAUAUGAUUAAAAAAAAAAAAAGUCUCAUAAAUGUCUUCACAAAUGAAAUUUUCCAUAUGGGGUUUGAUCUUUGUUGGGCGAUAUCAUUUAUGAAGAACAAUUUUGAUAUAAAACUCAUCGAAAAAUGUUGAUGGCACCGUGACCUGUCUGAUAUACACUGUAUCUGUAUAUUUCAUUGACCUUUGUAUAUUUCUCAUUACAACUUUGCAAAUAGGUUUAAACCAAUUGUAUUUUACUGAAUGUGAUAGACUCUAUUGUCUGUAGCUACAGGCCUUGUGAAGGUGGGCAUGAUGCUGGCACACUGGGUUUGUAUCCAAAAAGACAGGAGGGUGUAUGGUUGUACCGUAAACGCAAUGUCUCUUCCAUGGGGGGGAGGGGAUGCAGACAGUCAGAUGGCUAAAUCGCACAAUAUAUCUUGUCCUUGUCAACGUACAUUGGCAAAGGAAAUUCUUUUGCUAUUGAAUAAUAAAUUUCUAAAUUAUAAUCGAUGAA
Messenger RNA from Liolophura sinensis, 9201 nucleotides. Its product is annotated as mucin-2-like. Bases 1202 to 4207 code for a protein of 1001 amino acids. Gene Ontology annotation, biological process: regulation of DNA-templated transcription. Gene Ontology annotation, molecular function: DNA-binding transcription factor activity; sequence-specific DNA binding; zinc ion binding. Lineage: Eukaryota; Metazoa; Mollusca; Polyplacophora; Chitonida; Chitonidae. The record is from RefSeq and is a predicted model, not a curated record. The transcript is spliced from 10 exons.